AUGGGCCAUAUUGUUCACCCAAAACGGAAAACAAAGGCAAUGCAUAACAUUUUACUCCACGAACGUCGUCGACUCUCAGCGCGACAGAUGCUUGGUGCUUGCAUAAUGACCGGAAUGCCAUAUACAAAAGGUGC
This is a messenger RNA of Trichomonas vaginalis G3, 134 nucleotides long. RefSeq lists its product as uncharacterized. Lineage: Eukaryota; Parabasalia; Trichomonadida; Trichomonadidae. The transcript has a single exon. The record is from RefSeq and is a predicted model, not a curated record. The annotation marks the transcript as partial.